This is a messenger RNA of Colletotrichum graminicola M1.001, 2376 nucleotides long. Its product is annotated as threonyl-tRNA synthetase. Lineage: Eukaryota; Fungi; Ascomycota; Sordariomycetes; Glomerellales; Glomerellaceae. Gene Ontology annotation, molecular function: ATP binding; threonine-tRNA ligase activity. Gene Ontology annotation, biological process: threonyl-tRNA aminoacylation. Gene Ontology annotation, cellular component: cytoplasm. The coding region runs from base 1 to 2376 and encodes 791 amino acids. The transcript has 4 exons. The record is from RefSeq and is a predicted model, not a curated record.
AUGGAUUCAGCGAAGAAAACUGUUGAGUCCGUCGCUGAGGGUGUCAAGAAGGUCGUCCUCGGCGGCUCCAACAAAGACAAAGCCCCCAAGAAGGAGAAGAAGGCUAAGGAUGCUGGCGAUACCUCAGCUGGCCCUCUUGAACUCAACCCCCCUCCUGAUUUUCUGCAAAAGAGAAUCGAACUCUUCGACAAGUUGAAAAAGGAGUAUGAUGACGAAAUUGCCAAGAGGCCGCGCGAGCCCAUUACCAUCACCAUGCCCGACGGCUCUGUCCGCCAGGGCACGAGCUACGAGACUACACCCGGCGAGAUCGCUAAAAGUAUCUCCAACAGCCUUUACAAACGAACCGUUGUCGCUCGUCUCGAUAGCGAUGAGAAUCAGCUGUGGGACUUGGACAGACCGUUGGAGAAGAGCUGCAAAUUGGAGCUACUCAAUUUUGAUGACGAACAAGGCAAGCAGGUCUUCUGGCACAGCUCGGCGCAUAUUCUUGGCGAGGCUUGCGAGAGGAGAUUUGGAUGCUCUCUUUGCAUUGGCCCCCCGGUCGAUAACGGAUUCUACUACGAGAUGGCUCUCCCUGGAGGCGCUGCUGUCCAGGCUAGCGACUGGAAGCCACUCGAAUCUAUCGUUGGAUCCAUUGUGAAGGAGAAACAGAAAUUCGAGCGACUCGAGUUGACCAAGGAGCAGCUACUCGAGAUGUUCAGCUACAACAAGUAUAAGCAGCACAUUAUCAACGACAAGAUCCCCGACGGUACCAAGACUACAGUUUACCGCAACGGUCCCUUGAUCGAUCUUUGCCGUGGGCCACAUGUCCCCAGCACCGACCGUAUUGAGGCGUUCAGCAUCAUGAAGAACAGCGCCUCAUAUUUCCUCGGCUCUCAGGAGAACGACUCCCUCCAGCGCGUUUAUGGUGUCAGUUUCCCCAGCAAGAAGGAGCUCGCUGCGCACAAGAAAUGGCUCGAGGAAGCCGCCGCCCGUGAUCACCGCAAGUUGGGCCAGGACCAGCAACUCUUCUUCUUCCACGAGCUCUCCCCGGGCAGCGCCAUGUGGCUGCCGCACGGCGCCCGUAUCUACAACACGCUUCUCGCCUACAUCAAGGAGCAGUACUUCAAGCGUGAUUACCACGAGGUUAUCUCCCCCAACAUGUACAAUGCGGAGCUAUGGAAGAUCAGUGGGCACUGGGAUCAUUACAAGGAUGACAUGUUUGUCAUCGAUGUCGACAAGGAGAAGUUUGGUCUGAAACCCAUGAACUGCCCUGGCCACUGCCUCAUGUUCGCCCACACGCCCAAGGCCUAUCACCAGCUGCCCUGGCGUGUUGCCGACUUUGGAGUCCUCCACCGUAACGAGGCUAGCGGUGCCUUGUCGGGUCUCACCCGCGUGCGCAGAUUUCAGCAGGACGACGCGCAUAUUUUCUGCAGAGAAGACCAGAUCAAGUCGGAGAUUAGCAACCUGUUUGAUUUCCUCCGUGAGAUGUACGGCCUCCUGGGCUUCACAUUCAAGCUCCGUCUCUCCACCCGCCCAGAGAAGUAUCUGGGUGAGCUUGAGACAUGGAACAGAGCAGAGGACAUGCUCAAGCAGGCACUGGACGAGUUCGCCCUCACUGAAGCCGGUGUGCCAUGGACUUUGAAUGAGGGUGAUGGUGCCUUCUACGGCCCUAAGAUCGAUAUCAAGAUCAUGGACGUCCUGAACCGUGAAUGGCAGUGUGCCACUAUUCAGCUUGACUUCCAGCUCCCCCAGAACUUUGGCCUGGAGUACGUCUCAGCAGAUGCGCCCGCCAAAUCCAAGGAGGAGGCCCCUGCUGCGCCCAAGGCACCGGAGGUAAAGGUCAAGGACCCCCAAGCCAUAAUCGACUCUGCCGCCGGCGUCGGCGAGGAGAAGGAGAAGAAGCGCACCAUCAAGCCCUUGACCAACGGCUGCCAGCGUCCCGUUAUCAUUCACCGCGCUAUGGCUGGGUCUAUCGAGCGAUUUACGGGUAUCCUCAUCGAGCACUUCGCCGGCAAGUGGCCUUUCUGGCUCAGCCCAAGGCAAAUCAUGGUCAUCCCUGUUGGCAAGGGCUUCGUCGAGUACGCCGAAGAGGUGCAGGCUACCUUCAAGAAGCAGGGCAUGUGGGUCGAUGUCGACCUCUCCGGCAACACCCUGCCCAAGAAGAUCCGCAGUGCUCAGUUGAGCCAAUACAACUUCAUCUUUGUAGUGGGCGACGAGGAGAUGAAGCACAAACAGGUGAACAUCCGCUACCGCGAUGACACAUCGAGCCAAGACCGCGGCAAACCUGUCGACGUCAUCGAAGCUGUCGAGAGGCUCAAGAAGCUGCGCGAGGAACGUGGCACCUACAACCCGUUUCCUGCCGCAGCCAAGGCCGCAGCGGAGAAGGGUAAAGAAUGA